This is a messenger RNA of Ixodes scapularis (black-legged tick), 4285 nucleotides long. RefSeq names its product putative surface cell antigen sca1. Lineage: Eukaryota; Metazoa; Arthropoda; Arachnida; Ixodida; Ixodidae. The coding region runs from base 651 to 3734 and encodes 1027 amino acids. Gene Ontology annotation, molecular function: calmodulin binding. The transcript is spliced from 5 exons. The record is from RefSeq and is a predicted model, not a curated record.
GCUCAGUUCCAGCUUCCACGCGAGGCUGACUCUGGCUGGCUGCAGACGUACCGAGCUCGGCCUAUUUUUAGGCGACCGACGGAACAUCGGCCGCUUCUUCUUCUCGGAGCACUUCCUUCCCUUCUCUGCGCCGCGGGCCGCUUUAUUUUUCUCCGGCCCCCUCUUUCCCUUGGGCGCCCUUCGGAGUGUUUAUAACUUUUGCAGGCGCACCAGCAGAACAUUUCGCUGGGCCCCGCGAAAGCAACCAAUAUGGCGCACAGAGCGAGGUUGCGCUCCGGAGGCUAUUGGGGUCCAUUGCGGCAAAACCCCUCCGGAGCCCGAGGGUUGCGACAGCACGCUGAUCCGUCGCUCGAUUGAUUGUCGCCCCCCGUUUCGACGGGAGCCGACGGGUGCACAUGUGACCCGUUCGGGCAGUCAUACAUUCCUGAUCUCGUUGAUGGCUUAACUUUCUGUGGAAAUCAAGAGGUGAUCAUCUUUCGGACCUCAUCCGAGAUUCGGGAAUCUAUAUCGUCUUUUCGCAUUACGCGCCUUCGUUGUGGUGGUGCGGCGGAUGCGGAGGCCCGGUGACUCGAACUGGUGCGACCACCGAGGCUUCGAAAAGAUAGGCGUAUCGAAAGCGGAUAUACUCCGGAGCCAAGUCCGGCAGCGUCAUGGGCUGCUGCGCUUCUGCUCUUCACUCCGGUUCCUAUGUCACUCGAGAAGGCACCGGCUGCGGUCCUGUGCCUUCCGACAGUCUCGACGCUCCCCCUCAACCCGGCCAAGCUAAGUCGGAAGCUGGCCAGGAGCCGCCUCAUGCCCGAGAGGAGUGCAAGCCAGAUGUCGCCCGCGUGGGUCCCGAGAAACCGCCUCCCGAUUCCCGACCCCCUGAACCGAUCCCCGGAAGAACAAGCCACGAACCGGGGACCCCCGUCGACCAGGACGUCGCCAAACGGCCGGGAGAUGGCGCGCCCGAUGCGCCGCCGAGGUCCGCGCUCACCAAGAAGCCGUCUAAGCUGGAAUCGGCCAAGGAGGACGUGCUGGGCGUCUUCGAGUCCAUGAAGAAGAACGUGGGCGCGGCCAAGGAAGCCUUCUUCGAGAAACCCGGCAAGACGGACCAGCCGAAGCCCGCUUCUCCGAAAUCUACAGAGCCCAAGACCCCAGAUGUGCCCGAGGUCAAAAAAACCGAAGACGAAAAGGGUAAGACCGAAUCGUUCCUGCAGAAGCUUCGCUUCGGAAAAUCGGAAGAUCAGAAGUCCAAAGAGAAGAGCAGUCCGGAAGCCGUGUCCAGUUCUGCCGAGACGGAGAAGCAGCCGAGCGGAAGCCCCGUCCCCCAGUUUGGUCAGAACGUGUCCGCCUUGGCCGAGACGCCGGGAUUGCUGAGGGAAAAGGCACAAGGCGCGCUCGACGCUGGCAAGACAAACGUUGAGUUGAUGUCUAAACAGGCACACGACGCGACAGUCUCCUUGAAGCAGACGUCUCAAGACGUUUUCGAUGCCGGUCGUGUUGAAGCCGAAUCUCUGAAACAGAAAUCUCAGCACGUGCUAGACGUUGGUAAAGCUGAGGCUGACGCUCUAAAGCAAAAAUCUCAAGAGGCGGUUGAUGCGGGUAAAGUACAAGCUGAAUCGCUGAAGCAGAAGCCUCAGGAGGUGGUUGACGCUACUAAGGCCCAGGUUGAAUCGCUGAAGCAAACGACCGAACAGUCACUAGAAUCCAUAAAGCAGCAAGUGCUCGAUGCUGGCCAAGCUCAGGCUGAGUCCCUUAAACACAAGUCUGUAGAGGCAUUUGACGCUGGUAAGGCUCAGGCCGAGUUUUUAAAACAGAAGUCCUGCGAUGUGGUUGAGGCAGGGAAAGGGAAAGCUGAGGGUCUAAAGCAAACAAGUCAGGAGGCAGUUGAUUUUGGGAAGAAUACACUGGGCUCGUUACACCAGAAAUCACUGCAAGCGGCUGAAGCAACGAAAGAAAAAACAGAAAAUCUGAAGCAAAGCUCUCAAGACACUAUUGAUGCUGGGAAGUCACAAGCAGCGUCCGUUCUUCAGCAGGUACAGAUGUCGGUGGUGACUGCUGCUGACCAGUUAAAAAUGAAAUCCCAGGAAGCACUUGAGGCGGGAAAACAGCAGGCCCAGAUGGUUGACCAGAAGUCUCGAGAGGUUGUGGUCACAGGCAAGACCAACGUGGAAGACCUUAAGCACAGCGCUCAAGAGGCAGUAUUAGCUGCGAAAUCAAAAGCACUAGAGACAGCCGAUUCUGCGAAGGAAAAGGCACACGAAACUGCCGAUGCCACAAAAGUCAAAGCUGAAGAUAUGAAACAGAAAGCUCAAGACGCUUUGUACACCGAAAAAUCGAAAGCUGAACAAGCAAUUCAGGAUGCUGUUGACGCUGGAAAAACGAAAGCUGGCUUCUUUACAGAUAAAUCUGCGGAAACCUUGGACGCUAGCCAUGUAAAGAUUGGCGCGUUCAUUCAAGAACUUACACCGACUGUUCUGGCAGCAACGGAUGGCGCGAAACAGGCUUCCCAAGAAGUUGUCGAUAUCGGAAAAUCCGACGUAGCCUUCCUAAAUCAGAAAUCGGUGGACGCAGCCAGUGUUCUUCGGGAGAUGUCCAAGGAUGCCGCCGCAACAACGGGAAAAACAGCAGACUCACUGACGGACAGAGCGAAGGAAACCUACGACAUUGGAAAACAAAAAGUCGAUACAUUUCUUCAACAAGUAAAACCGGCUGUUGUCGGGGCUUCGGAUACAGUAAAACAAAGGUCUCAGGAUGCAUUCGACACCGGUAAAUCAAUGGCCGAUUCUUACGCGCAGCAAAUAAAGGCUUUUAUGUUCGACGAGUCUGACGCUGCAAAGAAGUCUCCGCCUGAUGUUUCCGCAGACGAGAAGGGUGCACGAGCGCUCGGCGCCGAGGAGGAGCCGGCGGGGACGCUACUGGAUCAGGUAAAAUUUGCCGCGCUGAGUUCACAGGCAGCUCUGGAACUCGCGUACCGCGACCCACUUGGACGUGAGAACAAAGACGAAGCGACGAAGGGCGCUUCCAGGACCGAGGUGUUAGGAUCACCCGAAACGGCUGCAUUUCAAGCCGGGAAAGAGAAGUCCUUCGAUGGAUUCGGGAAAAAACCUUCGGAGUGCCUGCAGACCGAUUCGCAAGAAAUGUUCGAUUCGGCCAAAUCCCAGGCUGAGUUGCUCGUUGAUCAUGUCAUCUCGUCCGUCGUUGGGGCAUCGGAAUCCCUGAAGCAUGCCUCCGAAGACGCGUUCGGGAGUGACAAGGAGAAGAUUGAGUUUCUAAAGGAAAGAGCUCAACAAGAGUUCGAAUCUGGCAAGAGCAAAACGAACACCGAACACGCUAAUCAGCAGGUGAGCUCGGCCACGCGACUGGAGUUCGAAGGGGCCGGCGGCGAGCAGCCCAAGCCCUCCGAGCUGCUGCUUCUGCACGUGGAGCAAGGGGACAGGCGGAGCUUGAGCCCCAAGCUGGAGGACAUCGAGACGGCCGUGGUGAAGAUCCAGGCCGGAGUCCGGGGAUACCUUACCAGGAAGAACCUGCACGAGCGGUCGCCCCAGCCGCAGCACGACGACUCGGAGUACCAGACGGCGGACGCGGACCAGAGCGAGGCGAGCGGGGAGUCUGACCCUUCGAGCACCGCCGCCGCGGCCACCAAGAUCCAGGCGGCCUUCAGGGGAUACAGGGUACGCAAGGAGCUCAAGCCCGACAACGGACCCAGCGGGCUGCACAAGGAGGAGCGGGAGCUCGUUGAAUCGCGCUGAGCCCAGCCUUGGAACACUGCCGGGAAGGCAGCGCGGGUCCUAGUCAAGGCCCCCAAAAAUUAUUGUCGAGCAUCUCGUUUGUCGCAGGGUGUGUACUGUGCCUUAGAGCUGACGAUAACGCGUGCCGUUCAAUUUUGACCCAUUUUAAUUUUUUUUUUUUUAAUCUUUGAGGUAUAUUAGGACAGCGUGUGUCCACAAAAGUCAAUCUAGGGACGCAAGUGUAGGCUUUUUUACAACGCGUUCAUGUUACGCUGUGCCUUGCGUAGUUCUUACUUUUUAUUUUUUUUUUUCAAAUGUUACUUCGGACGUUUAUAACGUAAUUUCCGACGGCUUAUAUUCAAUGACAAAAAUAAUAAUUGUUGCGAGACUUAAGAUAAAAGAAAAACAGUAAAGAACGAAAUAGUAACUUGUGAUUUGCACCGAGUGUACACAGCCCAUGGUAUUGGCCCAUGAUUUGUCUUUGUGUGCUUUAACCGGUAGAAAAAGAAAAACUAAUUUUGAUAUGUAUAUAUAUAUAUUUGCGUAUUAAAAACGACAUCUUUUGUCUUCGA